Molecule: messenger RNA, 219 nt
Organism: Meloidogyne enterolobii
Lineage: Eukaryota; Metazoa; Nematoda; Chromadorea; Rhabditida; Meloidogynidae
Source: the annotation of a GenBank genome assembly
AUGAGAAUUUUCUAUGUUGACAAACAAAUAUCUGCAUUGGGACCCGAAGAAUUACGAUUUCCCAAUCAAGAACUCAAAUUAUUACAUAUUGAGGAUGAUGAUGAAUUUUUCAUUCAAUCAAAACUUCCACAAAUUAAUUUAAAUAAUCCCCCCAAUACAAUUAAACAAAUUUCUUUUAACAAAAAAUUAUCUUCAAAUCAAGAACAACUCAAUAAAUAA